Messenger RNA from Daldinia caldariorum, 1205 nucleotides. RefSeq lists its product as uncharacterized. The transcript is spliced from 3 exons. The record is from RefSeq and is a predicted model, not a curated record. Bases 82 to 1128 code for a protein of 348 amino acids. Lineage: Eukaryota; Fungi; Ascomycota; Sordariomycetes; Xylariales; Hypoxylaceae.
UUAUCUCUGGGAGAGUCACCCCUCACAUCUCUUGACGGACACUCCCCUUAAUACAUACUUCGCUUCGUGCAAUCUAUAAAUAUGCCACGCCGAAACCCCCUUCGAGAACAGGAUGUCACUCAGGACCUAGUAAAAAAGCCGUCCCCAGAGUUCUCCAAGUACCAAGACCUCAUCCCAGAGCUAAGACUCGAGAUCUGGCGGCAGGUGCUGCUUCCUCCCGGUGUCCAUUUCCUCACCCUCGAAUUCCGAAGAAAGAUAAAAGAUGGCAAUAUAGUUAAUGAGUUACUCGUUGACACCUGGGGCUGCCCAUCAUCUGAUCGAUCGACAUGGAGAGUCCGUAACAAAAUCUCUAAAACUGACAAAUACUCAUGGGAUGUUAUGAAGAAAUUCUCCGAAGGGACUUCAAUUUUGCGACCACGGGGGUUUUCGCGGAAGUUCGACGCUUUCAUUGACUGUACCCGUGAUCUUGUCUGUGUCCGUUUUCUUGGGCGCAUUCUUAACCCAGGCAUUCAUCCAUUCCGGAAUUUGGAGGUAUUGGGGGGAAUCAGAUACGUCGGCAUAGACUACAAGAACCAGGCUGUUUCCGGUUCAGUCAACAUGGGUUUUCAGUGCUUAUGUCGUGAUAACAUUCACAAGGCCAGCACGAUCUGUCCCAAGACUUUGGAGGACUUUGUUCCCCACUUCCAGGGCAUGGAGACUUUAUAUUUUAUGGUUCAAUUGACCGUCAAGAAUAUCAAGUCUCUCCCGCCUGUUUCAAGAGGAAAGAAGCGAGACCAUCAAGGGACCAUCAAAGAGCAAGGUGGCCAGCCAGCUAAGACCAUGCCCGUACCAUCUCGAACACCAGCGCGGAAUUCUCAAAUCGUCUCUGAGACCUUUCAUAAAUUUCUAGAUAUUGCGCGACGAGACAAGCUCGACAGUUUCGAGGACAAGCGAUUCACGUACUACGAGGUGCAAGAAAAGGACACGUCGUGUCUACUCAUUCACGAAGAACUGUGGAAUGUCUUUAGCGACCUGAAAGACCUCUGGGCAGUCGCAAAGAGCAAAGUACCGCCCCCCUACCAAGUCAGAGAGCCGAAACUUAAGGUCUUGGUCUACGCCGAAUCAAAGAAGAAUCCUGCGCAAUCAUAGGGGCCUGCAGGUAGAAGCAGCUUAAGCAGCCGCCCAAAAUCUACCUACUAAGAAUUUGUAGUCAAUUGGCGACGAGC